Molecule: messenger RNA, 1326 nt
Organism: Colletotrichum phormii
Lineage: Eukaryota; Fungi; Ascomycota; Sordariomycetes; Glomerellales; Glomerellaceae
Product: mitochondrial carrier domain-containing protein
Exons: 2
Coding region: 1-1326 (441 amino acids)
Biological process (GO): mitochondrial transmembrane transport
Cellular component (GO): mitochondrion
Source: RefSeq, a predicted model, not a curated record
AUGAAUACCAUCCACCAGGCUACCCGAGGCCAGGACCACGACAGAUUCGACCCCGAUGACUCUUUCCCGAUGGCGCGAAUAGCUCCGCCCCAGACCAACGGCAGCGGAGGAAGCGAUGAUGAUAUUACGGCACCGCAGAAGAUGAUCUCGGCCAUGUCGGGCAGUCUUUUGACAUCGCUCCUCGUGACGCCCCUCGAUGUUGUCCGAAUCCGAUGGCAGUCGCAAAAUGUCACCCCGCCGACGGUAGAUUUCUCACGGUUGGCCAUGACGACCGAUACCCUCAAGACUUUCAAUACAUCGAAUCUCGGAGUCACCGCAUGCUGCCGGGAGGUAUUCUUCAUGAACAACAACUCCGAACUCUGCCUCGCGAUGCCGAGAGCGGCAGAAGGCGCAGGAGCAUCAGCUGCUGCUGCAUGCUCCGUCGAGGAGGUUGAGCGAAAGACAAUCAGCUCUACCAUGGACGGGCUGAGGAAGAUUGCGCGGAAUGAAGGAUUCACCAGUCUCUGGAGGGGCUUGUCUCCGACAUUACUAAUGACGAUCCCGGGCAACAUCAUCUACUUUACUGGCUACGACUGGAUGAGAUACAACAGGAAGAGCCCAAUCGCACAAAGGCUCAACGACGAUACCGCUCCGUUAGUUGCCGGUUCCGCGGCUCGCGUUCUGGCCGCGGCUGCCGUCAGCCCGAUCGAGCUCUUCCGAACGAGAAUGCAAGCGUCGGCCGGCAACUCUACGACUGGCCAUCUCGCAAACACCUUCCGCGACAUCAAGGAUAUGGUCCACAGCAGCGGGUAUACUUCCCUGUGGAGGGGUCUGACCUUGACGUUGUGGAGGGAUGUGCCCUUCUCAGGCCUGUACUGGUGGGGAUACGAGACGAUCCGGGGUAGAUUGACAGAUUUCCGAGAGACCCGCCGCGGCCGGACACUGGAUACUAGAGGAUCACGAACCCAGGCGCGCCGCAGGUCUCAAAGCCACGAAAACCACACGGAAACCAUGACGGACAGCUUCAUUGCCGGCGCCGUCUCUGGCGGAUUCGCAUCGAUGGUGACGAUGCCAUUCGACGUGGGCAAGACCAGGACGCAGGUGUAUCGCGAAGCGCCCCGUCAAGCGGGUGAAGCCGGCGCCAAGGCCGCUGCAGCUGAACAGGGAUCCAUGGUGCGCUUGCUCUGGCACAUCUUCACGACGGAGGGAAUCGGCGGCUUGUGGAAAGGAUGGAUCCCCAGAACACUCAAGGUGGCUCCAGCGUGUGCCAUCAUGAUCAGCAGUUACGAAGUCGGAAAGCGGGUAUUCAGGGGCGUGAACGAGAAGUCCAGGAGGGACGCGGAGUAA